Molecule: messenger RNA, 2113 nt
Organism: Mercenaria mercenaria
Lineage: Eukaryota; Metazoa; Mollusca; Bivalvia; Venerida; Veneridae
Exons: 5
Coding region: 231-1865 (544 amino acids)
Source: RefSeq, a predicted model, not a curated record
CGCAUAUCCCUUAUCUCACACUUGCAAUGAUUUAACAUAGCACCGUGCAGAAACACGAGAACUAUUUUGACAGCGACAUUGGAUUCGUUGUUUUUGGUUGAUUAGUUAAAGAAAGAGAGAAAUGCAUUUCUACAAACUUUGCAUAAAAUGCUCAUGAGACCACGUUCAAGACACCAGAAGACCAGACUUACUUCUUUUAGAGCAGAUUUUUGAACAAUUUUAUGUAAAACAUGUCAAAAUUCAAAGGUAAAUUAGGUGAGGAGAUACAGAUAAAGACAGCUGAUGGGAGGAAUGUUACUAUAAUAGUGACAAGGAUUGAAGGUGAUGAUGUUGACAGUAUCGCUGUAGAAGUUCUUCCCGAUGAAGGAAAUGACAGUGAAGAGAUAACUAUAAAACUCAAGAAGAAUGAAGAUUGUAAAAGGCUUACAAUUAAGAUAGUUAAAAAUGAAGAUAGUGAUGAUAAAAGUCUUUCUGAUGAUGUAAAUACUGUGGUCAGUGGUAAUGAAUUUCAUUGCAAUGAUAAACUUUUAGCUGAGUUCAAACAGGAAUCUGUAGAUCUACAGAAUGGUCAGACUAAAUGUGGAACAGAUGUAGUGAGAAGAGAAUUGCCUGUGGCAUCUAAGAAAGCAAAUGAAGGAGAACGUUUUGAAGAAGGGAUUGACAGAUCCCUUACCAGCCUUAAAGAAAGUCGGGUGCCUGCUUAUGAUACAGCAAAGACAACCACCAAGAGUGCAAAGAAUAAAUACCAGUGUUCCUUGAAUUGUAUAAAUGACGGAAAUAGCAUACCUAAGAAAAGACGGGGUAGUUCAAGUGCAGAAAGGCAGAGAAAACACAGACAAAAAAUUAGAAAUAAUCCUGAAUUGUAUGAAGCCCAGAGGUUGAAGAUGAAACAACAGAACAAGGAGUCCAAGGAAAGACUGAAAGAAAGACGAAAAAGUGACAAGUGUUUAGAUGAGGAAUGCAAGCGGAAGCAAAGACUGCGGAAACAUAAAUGGAGACAAAAAACUGUUGGUAAAUUUCUAGCUGAAGUUAAACAAGAACCAGUUGAUGUUGAGGAUGGUAUGACGGAAAGUACAACAGCUGUAUUAGAAAGUGAAGCAUCUAUUGCAUCAGUGACAGAAAAGCAAGGAGAAUGUUUUGCAGAAGCACCUGAGGCUGACAGAUCUGUGGGCUGUCCUGUGCAAACUGCAAAUGUGAAGCAGCCAUUCCCAGUUACAGCUGAAUUUAUGUCUGGUUUGAAAAGUUUUACAAGUGAUGAAAGUCUAUUGACAGUUAAUACAGCAGAGGCUAUCACUAAUAUUGUAAAGAAUAAGGUACAACAUUCUAUAAGCUUUAACAAUAACAAAGAUAGCAUUCUUUUUCCUAAAAGAAGAAAAGGAUGUUCUGGUGCAGAAAGAGUUAGAAAAUAUAGACAAAGAGUUAGAAAUAAUCCAGAAUUAUACGCGGCUCAUGUGUUGAAGAUAAAACAGCAGAAUAAGAAUUUUAGGGAAAGACUUAAAGAAAGAUGGAAAACUGACAAGUGUUUGGAUGAGGAAUGCAAGUUGAAGCAAAGACUGUUGAAAAGUAGGUGGAGACAGAAAAAUACUGAGAAUUUAUGCAAUAAGGGCAGAGUGAAGUUGUCGGAUGAUCCUUCCAUAAGUAAUGAGUAUGAUGCAUAUAAGACGAGAGACAAAGUGAAUUCUACAACUGAGUCUGAGGGACCUACUUUUAUACAUGGAACAGAAGUGAUAAACAGUUUAAAUGAUGAAAGUAAACAAAAACUCGUGACAUUUCAAGCUAUAGAUGAUAUUGGAGAUGUUGAAGAAAUCACGGAGGAAGAAUUGAAAUAUUUUAUAACUGUUAACACAAAUUCACCUGAUAGCUAGGACCCUCAGGUCACCCUGGACUGUUGAAUUGUUCCAUACGAGUGGUGCUACCGGUACUUGAGAAGUACCGUAAUUUCAAAUCAGCCUUAGUGUAUAUUCGUAACAAAUGUUCUAAUGCAACAUUUGAUAUAUGCAGAUAUCUUUUAAGUUACUGAAAAGUGCAUUUUUUAAUUUUGUUAAACUCUUACAAACAGUAAGCUGUUAUGAAUGAAAUGUGUAUAAGUUUAAAAUAAAAAUCAUGUAAUGAU